This is a messenger RNA of Zasmidium cellare ATCC 36951, 3636 nucleotides long. RefSeq lists its product as uncharacterized. Lineage: Eukaryota; Fungi; Ascomycota; Dothideomycetes; Mycosphaerellales; Mycosphaerellaceae. The transcript has 5 exons. The record is from RefSeq and is a predicted model, not a curated record. The coding region runs from base 1 to 3636 and encodes 1211 amino acids.
AUGUCCUCAACCGCCCCAAUCUUCGACUUCAGCCCCCGCACCCUCUGGGCCAACUCCACGCCUCUCGGCACCUGCAAAGCGCUCUCCAUCGUCCUGGGCUUACACAUGCUCCAAGUCGGCCUCUGGGUAUUCUACGAUCCCGUGUCCUGCGUCAAGGCUUUUGGGCUGCGGUAUGAUGGGAGGCUGUCCCACAAGAUACAGACUGCGUCCUCGAAUUUGAAGGACAGAGCCGAGAGCGUAUCGUCAUCGAAAGAGGCGGACGACGAGGGGAAUUUCUGGCCGCUCCUCUUCGCCUGCCGGGAAGUCGCCUUUGGGGCUUUGCUGUUGACGUUCGCGGCGAUGGGCGAGUGGAGGAGUGUGGGCGUUGUGGUGGGUUUUGUGGCGGGGCUUUUGGCUACUACGGAUGGGGUUGCGGCGGGGGUGUAUGGGAAGGAGGGGUGGAGUGGUGCGGUCAAGGGUCAUGGGAUUCCGGCGGUGGUGUUGGGUGGUGUCGCGCGCAACGCUACUAGACCAAAGUUUGUCAUUUUCCAUGCGGCUGAGCAUGAAACGGUCGCGUGGGCGAAACGGGAUCAUCGGGGCACGUUUUUAUUAGCCCCUCAGCCUCAACUCCAGAGGGGAAUGUGUAUCUUUCCCGCCAACCGCUCUCGUUCUGAGGGAGUACUCUCGUUUCCUUGCUCUGAAGCCAAAGCUAUGAUGGCCGCCCUCGUGGCUUUCCUAUCUCUUCCUUUUCUGAGUUUCGUCCGAGCAGCCUCAUCAUCUCAUGGCGUUGGCGACUAUGUGGCACAGGGAGUGGGCAUGAGCCCCGGCUCAAGCAUACCAGGAACGCAGCCUGUUUCAGAAGGCGAACUCACCGUGAGCGGCACGGUUUUGACGGCGACCAAGUUGCAGAAUGGCGAUAUUUUGGUUGCAAAUCAGACCGUGCAUCCUGAUACGACACCGUCGACGACUCCCUCUGCUACUGGGUUUAAUGGGACGGCGAGCGCAAAGAAUGGCAGUGUGGGCGAUUGCUAUGCCUCUUGGAACGACUAUUGGUCUGCAAGUCAAGCAUCGUACGACGCCUCUUUGAGUCAGAAUGAUCUCACGACCGUCGCUACGUCUAUAUGGCUAGUCACCGGCUCUCAGAUCGACUCUGGACACCCAGCAGCUACCUCCACUGCGGUCACAGAAAUUCAUACUGUCAAGAAUAUCGUGAAUGGAGGCUUUACGAUUUCCACUCAAACCAUCGACACCACAUCAAGCACGGUUAUAACGCAGUCGUCAUACGCAGGCACAACUGAGGUGUAUACAAACACGAACACGGAGUACAACACAUCGACGGUCGAAGUGACAAAAGUCCCUCCGAAGCCCACUUGUUCAUUGCCGUCCGUAAUCCCGGACUGUCAGAGUUCUUGGGAGGCGUUUAUCACGAGCAGACUCGUCCCAUCGCCCACUCCGCCUCCUCACUGCGACAUCAAUGCCGGUUUCCUGGCAAACACGAACUCAGUCCCGCCGUGUGCGUCGUCGUACUCGGCUGUCGAAGAGUCAUACUACUCGAAGUAUGAAGGAACUGUCGGAUUCCAGACACCCCUGUGCACUGCAGCCUCGAUCGGAGGUCCUCUGUGCCAGACGGUGAGGGACAAAUAUCAGCUGGAUGGCGCCUUCAGACCUGGUAUUGCUAAUGCCGGUGAAGCGUUUUUCUUCAACCAGGGUACGCUAGGCUUCUAUAAUGGCUAUAGCACCAGCUGGGUCUGGCCAACAUCGUCGACCAUGGGACAAGCUCCAAGCUGCACGCUCGGUUGCGGAAGAUGUGCAGUGACGGGUGGUACCGUGCAGCUCAUCUACUGGCCUGCCACGGCGACGCAGAGCAACAAUGCCUCAGCGAAGGCGAGCCCAACUCCACCUCCAAUCGUCACUGUAGAGACGUUAGGCACGACUUUUACUUCUCCAACGCUGUACAUCUCCUACAAAUCGCUGUAUGCGGCCAACGCCUGCGGGACGAUUGGAAAGGAGAUCGGAGAGACAAUCCUCGCCAUCCCGCCCGACAAACCUCUCUCCUCGGUCUACGCCGGCACAGUUCCCUGCGACGCACACUUCCGCCCAACACAAGUCUGGACCGCAACCGCGCCCUUCACAGUAGAGGACUUGUACCACGACCCCGUCCCAUACAGCAUCUACUCCUCGCAGCCCUGGUGCCAAACCUACGCCCGCGAGCACGCCUGCACCGAGACAUGUCCCACAACAGCCCCCUACAAGCCAAUCCUCGUCGUCAACAACGACUUGCUUCGAGGGCUGCAGGACGACUGGACGGAUUGCUGGGGCGAUAUCCGCGGCGUGUACGAUCCUCCUCUUGCUCUUACGGAGGCGAAGACGGAGAAUAAGCCUAUGAAUACAUUUGGUGCUCUGGCCCAGCCCGCGACGCCUGCGACGGGUCCGGCGCCGAAUACUGCUGUCCCUACUGCGGCUCCGGAUAAUGCUCCUGUCAGUGCGAAUGGUGAGCCUGUGCCGUCGGUUCCUAAGCAGCCGGAUUCACCGAGUCCUCAAAAGAGCGAUGCUCCUGCUCCGAAGCCAGAGCAGUCCCAGGGUCCCACACCAAAUGCGAGUCCAGAUGCUCCACAGCCUGCACAGUCAGAGGGCCCAAGUCCGAAUGAGAGCCCCAAUGCUCCAUCACCGACAGGUCAUCAACAACAAGAUCCUCAACAGGACACUAGCCCGCCUGCUCCAUCGCCAUCAGGUCAUCAACAAGAUCCUAGCCCACCUGCUCCAUCGCCAACUGAUCAUCCGCAAGAUCACCCACAGGAUCACCCACAGGAUCCCAGCCCGCCAGCGCCCUUGCCGUCAGGCUCUCAACCGAAAGUCGUUCAGGCAGACCCGCAAGCUAUCUCUUUGUCGCCCGUCGCACAACCAAAUGCUGUUCAGGUUGUCAACGAAGAUCACUCUGCAAUUCUCACCGCAGGCGGCCCAGCUGUCACAGUCGGGAGCCAGAUCAUGAGCGCUGGACCAUCGGGUAACAUCGUCGUGGGCACUGGACAAGACGCUAGCACCAUCAACGCCGCUCAAGCACCAAAUGGCAUGUCCUUCUCCCCAGUGACCGACCACCAAAGCGCAAUCCAAGUCGUCAACGGAGAUCAUACUGCAACACUUACGCCUGGUGCAUCUGCCGUUACAGUAGGCAGCCAGAUCAUGAGUGCGGGGUCCUCAGGCGCGGUAGUCGUAGGCACAGGCAAGGACGCCAGCACAAUCGACGCUGUCCAAGCACCCACGGCAGCGACAUUCCCCGCUCAAGCGUACACCAUGUCAGAGCUACCAGGUGACUCGAGCGCCGUGCAGGUCGUCAACGGAGGCAAGACGGAGACUCUGACUCCAGGAGGCCCUGCUGUCACAGUAGGAAGCCAAGUUUUAAGCGCUGCAUCUUCUGGGCGUGUCGUUGUUGGGACAGGUAGCAGCGCUAGCACCGUUGAUGUGGUGCAGACAUCGUCUACGGGUAGCUCGUCCAGCACUUCGGGCACUUCGAGCACACGUUCGAGCACAACGACAGGAAAUCGGCCCACGGGCACUACUGCGGCAGCUGCGUCGUCAAGCAGUGCUGGCUCGAGGCGGAUCCUUGCGUCCUCGGGGCUGGGUGUAGUUGUAUUGCUUUUUGGUGUUUUCGCACUUUAG